Molecule: messenger RNA, 968 nt
Organism: Paramecium sonneborni
Lineage: Eukaryota; Ciliophora; Oligohymenophorea; Peniculida; Parameciidae
Source: the annotation of a GenBank genome assembly
AUGAUUAAAAUCAGACGAAUCUUUUUAAUUAUUCUUGCAUUUGUAAUCCCAGUUGUUAGAUGUCAAAUGGAAGAUAUAAGUUUUGGAGAAAAACAUAUAUACGUUAACAAUUUUUAAUAAUAUAUAGAAAAGGUAUUCUUUUUGACUAUGAAGAUUAUUUUUGGAUCAAUAGGAGGAAUCAUGCAAUAUUUAAUCUCUUGUUCAAUUGUUGAAUAUUACAAUCCUAUGCCAAAGAAUAAAUUACGUAUAUAGAAUAUUUUAAGAGAAAUACGAUAUGGAAUUGUUUAGCUUAUAUUUGGAUGUUUUGUAUCAAUGGUAUAAAUAAUAUAAUAUUCUUAAAAGUCCUUUUAUUAUUAUUUAUAUCCAUACACACCUUAUUACAAAUAUUUUGAAACUCAUGAUUACACAGUAUUUCAUUUCUUGUAUGGAGUAAUAUUUCAUUGGUUAUGGACUACAUGUAUUCUCAAAUUUUAUAUUUUUUAUUUAGGUGUAGGAUAUUGGACUCAUAGAAUGCUUCACUUGAAAUAUUUAUAUAAAUAUAUUCAUAGUGUUCAUCAUUCCUUUAAAGAACCUACUGCUUUUUGUUAUUGUGCAGCUCAUCCUUUAGAAGGAUUCAUUGAGGGUAAUCUUCUACUUCAUACUGCUGAAUUAAUAUUACCAAUUCAUCCUAUGUAAACAAUGAUUUAUGGAGGAUUUAUGGCUUUUAAUGAUCUGUUUGCUCAUGAUGGAGGGUAUAUGUCUAUUUUAUAUUUAAUUUAGUAAAUAUGAUCAUUCUGAUCAUUAUAGACAUCAUCUCUAUUAUGUAGUAAAUUAUGGUGAUGCCAAGAUUGAUCGAUUCUUUGGUACUGCAUAUGAUCCUGUAUCUAUAUUAUAUAUUAAUUUAGAAAAAUUAUCCAGUUAAGGAAAAAUGCACAUAUCUACCUGAUUUCAAAGAUAAAGAUCAUCCAUUAUUUUAGAGAUACAAAUGA